AUGCCACUGCUACGUCUGAGCCCGCGGGUGCUCCUGAUGCUCUUGCUGCUGCUGGGGGUCAUUCGGGCCGUGGCAGGUGCCACUCGGGCUGGCGGGAGUCGUCAGCCUGUCUUCCGCACCUUCUCGGCCAGCGACUGGGGCCUCACCCACCUGGUGGUCCACGAGCAGACGGGCGAGGUGUACGUGGGCGCGGUGAACCGCAUCUACAAGCUGUCGGGGAACCUGACGCUGCUGCGGGCCCACGUGACAGGCCCCGUGGAGGACAACGAGAAGUGCUACCCACCGCCCAGCGUGCAGUCAUGCCCGCACGGCCUGGGCAGCACCAACAACGUCAACAAGCUGCUGCUUUUGGACUACGCUGCGAACCGCCUGCUCGCCUGUGGCAGCGCCUCCCAGGGCAUCUGCCAGUUCUUGCGGCUGGACGACCUCUUCAAGCUGGGCGAGCCGCACCACCGCAAGGAGCACUACCUGUCGAGCGUGCGCGAGGCGGGCAGCAUGGCGGGUGUGCUCAUUGCCGGGCCGCCGGGCCAGGCCCAGGCCAAGCUGUUUGUGGGCACGCCCAUCGACGGCAAGUCCGAGUACUUCCCCACGCUGUCCAGCCGCCGGCUCAUGGCCAACGAGGAGGACGCGGACAUGUUCAGCUUUGUGUACCAGGAUGAGUUCGUGUCGUCGCAGCUCAAGAUCCCUUCAGACACGCUGUCCAAGUUCCCGGCCUUCGACAUCUACUACGUGUACAGCUUCCGCAGUGAGCAGUUUGUGUACUACCUCACGCUGCAGCUGGACACGCAGCUGACCUCGCCCGAUGCCGCCGGCGAGCACUUCUUCACUUCCAAGAUCGUACGGCUGUGUGUGGAUGACCCAAAGUUCUACUCGUACGUCGAGUUCCCCAUCGGCUGCGAGCAGGCGGGGGUGGAGUACCGCCUGGUGCAGGACGCGUACCUGAGCCGGCCUGGCAGCGCCCUGGCUCGCCAGCUAGGCCUGGCUGACAACGAGGAUGUGCUGUUCACCGUGUUUGCUCAGGGCCAGAAGAACCGCGUGAAGCCGCCCAAGGAGUCGGUGCUGUGCCUGUUCACGCUCAGGGCCAUCAAGGAGAAGAUCAAGGAGCGCAUCCAGUCUUGCUACCGUGGCGAGGGCAAGCUCUCUCUGCCCUGGCUGCUCAACAAGGAGCUGGGCUGCAUCAACUCGCCCCUACAGAUUGACGACGACUUCUGUGGGCAGGACUUCAACCAGCCACUGGGAGGCACGGUCACUAUAGAGGGCACGCCCCUGUUUGUGGACAAGGAGGAUGGCCUGACCGCCGUGGCUGCCUAUGACUACCGGGGCCACACCGUGGUAUUCACUGGCACUCGAAGUGGCCGCAUUCGAAAGAUCCUGGUGGACCUGGCCAACCCUGGCGGCCGGCCAGCCCUGGCCUACGAGAAUGUGGUGGCCCAAGAAGGUAGCCCCAUCCUUCGUGACCUGGUCCUCAGCCCUGACCGCCAGUACCUCUACGCCAUGACGGAAAAGCAGGUGACACGAGUGCCCGUGGAGAGCUGUGUGCAGUACACAUCAUGUGAGCUGUGCCUGGGCUCCCGGGAUCCCCACUGCGGCUGGUGUGUCCUGCAUAGCAUCUGCUCCCGUCGGGAUGCCUGUGAGCGGGCGGAUGAGCCUCAGCGCUUUGCCUCAGACCUGCUGCAGUGCGUGCAGCUGACUGUGCAGCCUCGCAAUGUCUCCGUCACCAUGUCCCAGGUCCCGCUGGUGCUGCAGGCCUGGAAUGUGCCUGACCUCUCCGCCGGUGUCAACUGCUCCUUCGAGGACUUCACUGAGUCUGAGAGCAUUUUGGAGGACGGCCGUAUCCACUGCCACUCGCCGUCCUCGGGGGAGGUGGCGCCCAUCACUCAGGGCCAGGGAGACCAGCGGGUGGUGAAGCUCUACCUGAAGUCUAAGGAGACGGGCAAGAAGUUUGCCUCUGUGGACUUCGUCUUCUACAACUGCAGUGUCCACCAGUCCUGCCUGUCGUGUGUCAAUGGCUCCUUCCCCUGCCACUGGUGCAAAUACCGCCACGUGUGCACACACAAUGCUGCCGACUGCGCCUUCCUGGAGGGCCGCGUCAAUGUGUCUGAGGACUGCCCGCAGAUCCUGCCCUCCACUCAGAUCUACGUGCCAGUGGGCGUGGUAAAGCCCAUCACCCUCACUGCCCGGAACCUGCCACAGCCACAGUCGGGCCAGCGUGGGUACGAGUGCCUCUUUCACAUCCCGGGAAGCCCGGCCCGUGUCAACGCUCUGCGCUUCAACAGCUCCAGCCUGCAAUGCCAGAACUCCUCGUACUCCUACGAGGGCAAUGACAUCAGCGACCUGCCUGUGAACCUGUCGGUGGUGUGGAACGGCAACUUUAUCAUCGAUAACCCUCAGAACAUUCAGGCCCACCUCUACAAGUGCCCGGCCCUGCGGGAGAGCUGUGGCCUCUGCCUCAAAGCUGACCCUCGCUUCGAGUGCGGCUGGUGCGUGGCUGAGCGCCGCUGCUCCCUGCGUCCCCACUGCCCCGCUGACGUGCCUGCUGCCUGGAUGCAUGCCCGCCACGGCAGCAGCCGUUGCACCGACCCCAAGAUCCACAAGCUGUCACCAGAGACAGGCCCACGGCAGGGAGGCACCAGGCUCACAAUCACGGGUGAGAACCUGGGCCUGCGCUUCGAAGACGUGCGGCUGGGCGUGCGAGUGGGCAAGGUGCUGUGCAGCCCCGUGGAGAGCGAGUACAUCAGCGCCGAGCAGAUCGUCUGCGAGAUCGGCGAUGCCAGCACGGUGCGGGCCCACGACGCCCUGGUGGAGGUGUGCGUGCGGGACUGUUCCCCCCAGUUCCGGGCCCUGUCGCCUAAACGCUUCACCUUCGUGACUCCAACCUUCUACCGCGUGAGUCCUGCCCGGGGGCCUCUUUCGGGGGGCACCUGGAUUGGCAUCGAGGGCAGCCACCUCAAUGCAGGCAGUGAUGUGGCUGUGUCUGUUGGCGGCCGGCCCUGCUCCUUCUCCUGGAGGAGUUCCCGGGAGAUCCGGUGUCAGACACCCCCCGGGCAGAGCCCUGGCAGCGCCCCCAUUGUCAUCAACAUCAACCGUGCUCAGCUUACCAACCCUGAGGUGAAGUACAACUACACCGAGGACCCCACCAUCCUGAAGAUUGAUCCCGAGUGGAGCAUCAACAGUGGAGGGACCCUCCUAACAGUUACAGGCACCAACCUGGCCACUGUCCGAGAACCCCGCAUCCGGGCCAAGUACGGAGGCGUCGAAAGGGAGAACAACUGCCUGGUGUACAACGACACCACCAUGGUGUGCCUGGCCCCAUCGGUGGACAACCCUUCCCGCAGCCCGGCCGAGCAGGGGGAGCGGCCUCAAGAGCUGGGCUUUGUCAUGGAUGACGUGCGUGCCCUGCUUGUGCUCAACUCCUCCUCCUUCCUCUACUUUCCCGACCCCGUGCUGGAGCCACUUAGCCCCACGGGCCUCCUGGAGCUGAAGCCUGGCUCCCCACUUAUUCUCAAGGGCCGAAAUCUCUUACCACCUGCACCUGGCAACUCAAGGCUCAACUACACGGUGCUCAUCGGCUCCACGCCCUGCAUCCUCACAGUGUCGGAGACGCAGCUCCUCUGCGAGUCACCCAACCUCACGGGGCAGCACAAGGUCACGGUUCGGGCUGGUGGCUUCGAGUUCUCCCCGGGCAUGCUGCAGAUGUACUCAGACAGCCUGCUGACCCUGCCCGCCAUCGUGGGUAUCGGCGGGGGUGGGGGCCUCCUGCUGCUUGUCAUCGUGGCGGUGCUCAUUGCCUACAAGCGCAAAUCUCGCGAUGCUGACCGCACCCUCAAGCGGCUGCAGCUCCAGAUGGACAACCUGGAGUCCCGUGUGGCCCUCGAAUGCAAGGAAGCCUUUGCAGAGCUGCAGACGGAUAUCCACGAGCUGACCAAUGACCUGGAUGGUGCUGGCAUCCCCUUCCUCGACUACAGGACAUAUGCCAUGCGGGUGCUCUUCCCCGGCAUUGAGGACCACCCCGUGCUCAAGGAGAUGGAGGUACAGGCCAAUGUGGAGAAAUCACUGACACUGUUUGGGCAGCUGCUGACCAAGAAGCACUUCCUGUUAACCUUUAUCCGCACGCUGGAGGCCCAGCGCAGCUUCUCCAUGCGCGACCGUGGGAAUGUGGCCUCGCUUAUCAUGACGGCUCUGCAGGGCGAGAUGGAGUAUGCCACGGGCGUGCUCAAGCAGCUGCUGUCUGACCUCAUUGAGAAGAACCUCGAGAGCAAGAACCACCCCAAGCUGCUGUUGCGGCGGACUGAGUCAGUAGCAGAGAAGAUGCUGACCAACUGGUUCACCUUCCUUUUGUACAAAUUCCUCAAGGAGUGCGCAGGGGAGCCUCUGUUUAUGCUGUACUGCGCCAUCAAGCAGCAGAUGGAGAAGGGCCCCAUCGACGCUAUCACUGGUGAGGCGCGCUACUCCCUGAGUGAGGACAAGCUGAUCCGGCAGCAGAUCGACUACAAGAUGCUGACCCUGAACUGUGUGAACCCUGAGAACGAGAACGCACCUGAGGUGCCGGUGAAGGGACUGAACUGCGACACAGUGACGCAGGUCAAGGAGAAGCUGCUGGACGCUGUGUACAAGGGUGUGCCUUACUCCCAGCGGCCCAAGACGGGGGACAUGGACCUGGAGUGGCGCCAGGGCCGCAUGGCGCGAAUCAUCCUGCAGGAUGAGGAUGUCACCACCAAGAUUGACAACGACUGGAAGAGGCUGAAUACUCUGGCUCAUUAUCAGGUGACGGAUGGGUCCUCGGUGGCUCUGGUGCCCAAACAGACGUCUGCCUACAACAUCUCCAACUCGUCCACCUUCACUAAGUCCCUGAGCAGAUACGAGAGCAUGCUACGCACAGCCAGCAGCCCCGACAGCCUGCGCUCACGCACACCCAUGAUCACACCUGACCUGGAGAGCGGCACCAAGCUGUGGCACCUGGUGAAGAACCACGACCACUUGGACCAGCGAGAGGGUGACCGUGGCAGCAAGAUGGUCUCAGAGAUCUACCUGACGCGGUUGCUGGCCACCAAGGGCACGCUGCAGAAGUUUGUGGAUGACCUGUUUGAGACCAUCUUUAGCACAGCACACCGGGGCUCAGCCCUGCCGCUGGCCAUCAAGUAUAUGUUCGACUUCUUGGACGAGCAGGCUGAUCAGCACCAGAUACACGACUCAGAUGUGCGCCACACCUGGAAGAGCAACUGCCUGCCCCUGCGCUUCUGGGUGAACGUGAUCAAGAACCCACAGUUCGUGUUCGACAUCCACAAGAGCAGCAUCACGGACGCCUGCCUGUCGGUGGUGGCCCAGACCUUCAUGGACUCCUGCUCCACCUCUGAGCAUAAGCUGGGCAAGGAUUCGCCUUCCAACAAACUGCUCUACGCCAAGGACAUCCCCAAUUAUAAGAGCUGGGUGGAGAGGUACUAUGCUGAUAUUGCCAAGAUGCCUGCCAUCAGCGACCAGGACAUGAGUGCAUACUUGGCCGAGCAGUCGCGACUACACCUGAGCCAGUUCAACAGCAUGAGCGCCUUGCAUGAGAUCUACUCCUACAUCACCAAGUAUAAGGAUGAGAUCCUGAUGGCCCUGGAGAAGGACGAGCAGGCUCGCCGGCAGCGGCUCCGGAGCAAGCUGGAGCAGGUGGUGGACACGAUGGCCCUGAGCAGCUGA
This is a messenger RNA of Pipistrellus nathusii (Nathusius's pipistrelle), 5682 nucleotides long. The record is from the annotation of a GenBank genome assembly. Lineage: Eukaryota; Metazoa; Chordata; Mammalia; Chiroptera; Vespertilionidae.